CAAUCUGGAGGAGGUCGAAGGAUGAGCGCCGGUGCUCAUCCCUGGUGGGGGCGUAUCAGCACUCGGGGUGCUACCCAAGGAUAUAUAUGCCGAUGAAGUUACUUCCACCAUCAGUCACUGUCUUGACUUACCUCAGCACUGCGGUGUGUUUUGUACGUACGGAUCGGUUGGACUCACCCACUCCUUGAGGGUGCUUGCGCCAGCAAAGAUGCGGCUACACUUGCUCUGUAUCGUCUUGCUGGCUGUCACUCGUACAGCUUUGGCUGACGAGGGAUAUAAUUAUCCUAGGCCGACAAACCAACUUAUACCAGGUACUUCGGGUGGAGGCCCUGGUGGAAAACCAGAAUAUCCAUCUGGUGGUCCAGGUGCACCUGGAGGUGGUCCUGGGGGACCAGGAGGAGUUCCUGGUGGGCCAGGAGUUCCUGGUGGACAAAAUGGAAGGCCAGGUGGUUAUCCAACAGGACCAUCAGGAUUUCCGGGUCGUCCAGGCGGUGGUCAACCAGGUGGACAGCAGCCUAGCUUUCCAUCGGGUCAAGGACCUUCUGGUGGAUAUCCUAGUGGACGACCGUCAAUUCCCUUUCCGAGCGGUGAACCAACAGGAAGACCAGGACCGGGUCAAGGUGUACCGAGUGGACCAGGUGGACGACCAGAAGGGUUUCCGACAGGACCAAGUGGUGGAUAUCCUAGUGGCAGACCUGGUCAAGCACCAGGUGGGUUUCCAGGUGGACAAAGACCUUCUGGAUACCCAAGCGGUGGGCCCGGUCAAGGGAAACCAGAAGGUCCUGGAUAUCCUGGCGGUCGGCCUGGUGGACAAGGAGCAAGUGGGGGAUAUCCCGGCGGACAAACUCCUGGAGGUUAUCCCGGUGGAGCACAAAAGCCUAGUGGCCCAGGAAGUGGAUAUCCUAGUGGAGGGCCAGGAGGUGGCUAUCCUGGAGGUACUCAGAGACCUGGCGGUGGUCCAGGUCCUCAAGGGCCAAGCGGAUAUCCGGGCUCAGGAGGUCCUGGAGGUCAGCAAGGCCCAGGUGGAACGUCUCCCGGUGGCUAUCCUGGAACUAGACCGGGAACUCAAAGACCAGGCGGGUACCCGAGUGGACCAGGUCCUCAAGGACCAGAAGGAUAUCCAAGCGGACCGGGAGCACAAAGACCAGGAGGUUACCCGAGCGGUCCGGGCCCACAAGGACCAGGAGGAGCUCCAGGUGGACCAGGACCGCAAGGGCCAGGAGGAUUCCCAGGUGGACCAGGCCCGCAAGGGCCAGGAGGAUACCCCGUCCCUGGUGGACCAGGCCCGCAGGGACCAGGAGGAUUUCCUGGUGGACCAGGCCCGCAAGGACCAGGAGGAUUCCCGGGUACUGGCCAUCCGGUAGGUCCUGGCAGUCACGGAGGACCUGGAGAAUACACACAUGAAGAUGAGGGAACAUAUGACGAAGGUGAUUAUUCAGCUAUUCCAGGCGAGCCUGGUCGCGAUUAUCCAAUAUACAGUGAAAUUCCGGAAACCAGUUUUCGCUGCGACGCCCAACAAUUUCCUGGUUAUUACGCCGACGUGGAAGCCCAGUGCCAAGUUUUUCACAUAUGUGCCAACAAUAAGACCUACGACUUCCUUUGUCCAAAUGGAACAAUUUUCAAUCAGCAAUUUUUCGUUUGUGUAUGGUGGAAUCAAUUCGACUGCAACUCUGCACCAAGUUUGUACUAUUUAAAUGAAAAUAUUUAUGAUCAUAAUAUAAUGGGAGCACCAGGCCAAGGACCUUCAGGACCUAGUACUUAUCCAGGAGGUCCAGGAGGUCCAGGUGGCCCAAGUGGUCCAAGUUAUCCAGGAGGACCGGGCGCUCCUGGUGGUCCGAGUGGUCCAAGUUAUCCAGGAGGACCGGGUGCUCCUGGUGGUCCAAGUUACCCAGGAGGACCGGGCGGUCCUGGUGGUCCAAGUGGUCCAAGUUAUCCAGGAGGUCCACAACGUCCUGGCGGGCCAGGAGGUUAUCCGGGACAGCCUCAAGGUCCGUCGGGACCAAGUGGUUAUCCAGGAGGACCUCAAGGACCGUCAGGACCAAGCGGUUAUCCAGGAGGACCUCAAGGUCCAUCAGGACCAAGCGGUUAUCCAAGGGGGCCUCAAGGUCCAUCAGGACCUCAGGGUCCAUCAGGACCUCAGGGUCCGGCAGGGCCUCAGGGACCGUCAGGGCCUCACGGUCCAUCAGGACCAAGCGGUUAUCCGGGAAGACCGUCAGGGCCAUCAGGACCAAGUGGUUAUCCGAGCGGUCCUCAAGGACCAAGCGGUCCAAGCGGUUUUCCUGGACGACCGGGAGUUCCAUCCGGCCCGGGAUCGCAACCUCCAUCUGGCCGACCAGGACCUGGAUAUUUAGGUCCACCGGCAGGACCACCGGGACCGCAAGGACCUCAAGGCCCAAGCGGGCCAGGAUAUCCUGGAAGACCUCAAGGGCCUUCGGGACCUACUGGCCCAUCGACAAGACCUCAAGGACCUGGUGGUCCAGGUUAUCCAGGACCGGGUGGGCCAUCUCCAGGGUAUCCAGGACAACCUCAAAGACCUACUGGUCCACAAGGCCCAAGCGGCUUCCCAGGUACACCGGGUGGUCGUCCACAAGGACCUAGUGGCCCAAGUGGAUAUCCUAGCGGUAGACCAAGCGGCCCAUCAUUUCCAAGUGGACCUUCUGGACCAGGAGGUAUUCCUGGAAAACCCCAGACGGGUUCGCCGUUCCCACCGCAAGGCCCUGCGAAGCCAGAUCGUGAGUACUUGCCGCCACGGAUUGAAUAAACAUGAAGCUAAGCUGUCAGUCGGCAUCUAACGAUGACUCCCACCGUUGUUAAUGCCGAAUAACACGUGUAAAUACGAGCCUCUAUACUUGCGUAAUCUAAGUGAUAUCGAUUAUUCGUAUUGCAUUCACGUUUACAUAUAGGAAAUUCGAUUAUUCUGCUUGACCGUUUACUCAUCCUUUCUGAGGUUUCCACGCAUACAAUUGAUGCAGUUUAUAUCGUUGCCUAUGUAUUAGUUUCCGAUUAGUUUUGUUAUAGUGAAAAAUAUUUGUAUAAAAAUACAUAUACAUAUUUAUAUCAUAAUAUAUACAAA
Messenger RNA from Vollenhovia emeryi, 3073 nucleotides. RefSeq names its product collagen alpha-1(I) chain-like. NCBI's taxonomy places the organism in Eukaryota, Metazoa, Arthropoda, Insecta, Hymenoptera, Formicidae. Gene Ontology annotation, cellular component: extracellular region. The coding region runs from base 209 to 2761 and encodes 850 amino acids. The transcript is spliced from 5 exons. Gene Ontology annotation, molecular function: chitin binding. The record is from RefSeq and is a predicted model, not a curated record.